AAGAAGAGUUUUCGUAAACCAAAAAGUUGGAAAGUCUUGGAAAAUAUGCCAAAGCGUAAUUUUUGCAAACAUUCAACAUGUCGUGCGCACUGUUCCCUACUAAAAUUAACUUGAAAGUUUAGUUCAAAGUUCCUGUUCUUACAGUCCUCGAAGACUUAGAGAACCGAUGUUGCAGGUCUAUAAGCUAUAGACCAUGAUUCAAGUGAGUCACUAGAAUCACAGUGUCAUCAACUAGGGAACGGAUAAAGGAAAAUAAUGUAACGCAUGCGAAAAGUUUUAAUUAAUGUAAAAUAAUUAAUCGCACGCGUUCCGCUGUCUUAAUGAAUGCAAAGCACUUCAUCAUUAUAUUGCAUCGAUUAACAUUCAUUAAGUAACGGAUUACAUGUAAAGGCAUCAAAAACAUUCGCUUUUCGCACGCGUUCCGCUUUCUUAAUGAAUGCUAAGGCCUUUGUCAUUACGCCGCAUUAUUUCGAACCCAUAAAAAAGUUAGCAUGCCUUCAGAUGUAGUAAAAAAAUUCAUUGCUUACGUGCGUUCCAUUUUUUAAUAUAUGCGAAGACGUUCACAAUUACAGCACGCCUUAACACGCAUUAAGAUGUGGAACGCGUGCAAAGGCAUGACAGAUAUUCACUGCCUGUGUGUGUUCGACAACUUUUUUAAUGUAUGUAAAGGCGUUUGUAAUUACAUUGCACUCCUUUAAACGCAUUAAAAACCUUCAUUUUAACGCCUUCGGAUUUUUUAAUGCGAACUAAUAUCCGCAGGCUGCGAAAACCUUCUUUUGACACAUUCUAAGCCUUCCGAAGGCUUAGUUUUGGCAAUUUUUAGACAAAAUAAGGCGUUCGGAGACAUUUUUGGUAUAAAAUUCAGAUUUAACGCAUUGUAAGGCUUCGGACAACUAUUUCGGACCUGCGACACAGGUUCCAUUUUUGUCCUUUUAAUGCGUUCACACGUAUUAGCGGCGAGAAAUUGUUUACUUUAAUGCAUUCGAAUGCCUUAUUGUGUCGCAUGAAUCUAACUUAUGAGAACUUCUUAAUAGAUUAGAAGGACCUGCGGAGGUCCAAAAUUUCUUCCUGGGAGUUAGAUGAAAUUUUAGAAGAUAUUAGUUAUGAAAAUGACAAGAAACUAAGUCAAUCGAAACUAUCACUUUUACAAGGAGAUAUUCGUUCAUAUAAAGAUGGUUUAAAAGCAACCCUUACAGACUUUAUUGAUCUUCCAGAUCAAGAAAUUGUUCCAACUGAAUUAAAUUUUUUUCAAGGACUUGCUCUCAAUAAGUUUUUAAUUAUUAAAGAAGACAAUUCCUCGUGGGAUUGGAAUGCAUUUGCCGUUGCAAUGAUAAGACUUGCCCAAGUCAUUGCCGGCGCAGUCUUAAUCUCAUUCGGUGCUGUUAAUAUAGGAGGUGCUCUAGUUGCCGAAGGCAUUUCUAAUAUGGUAUAUGCAACCAUGUUGCCACAUAAUCAAGAUAUUGAUUAG
Messenger RNA from Didymodactylos carnosus, 1468 nucleotides. NCBI's taxonomy places the organism in Eukaryota, Metazoa, Rotifera, Eurotatoria, Philodinida, Philodinidae. The record is from the annotation of a GenBank genome assembly.